Messenger RNA from Octopus sinensis (East Asian common octopus), 1842 nucleotides. RefSeq lists its product as uncharacterized. The record is from RefSeq and is a predicted model, not a curated record. The coding region runs from base 229 to 741 and encodes 170 amino acids. The transcript is spliced from 6 exons. Lineage: Eukaryota; Metazoa; Mollusca; Cephalopoda; Octopoda; Octopodidae.
AGUUACAGACGUGUGGUCAUUUCCUGAUGGUUAUCUGGCGAAGAAGAUAUCAGUUAGAUAGGUAAUGUAGUGAACUGUUUCAUAUUACAACACUACACAUUUCAAAACAAAGUAACAUUGAUCUCUACCAUAACAGACCACAGUUAUAGCACACUAUACUGCAAAGGCACGACAUCACUCUACACGAGGGUGUGUACAGUGUAAGGUAAAUAGGAAUACAGUGUUAGUAUGAUGGAUAUUAAAACAUGUUUCACCAUUUUAACUGUUAUGUGUUGUGUCCAGGCCUUAGCUGAUACUGACGAUGUGAAGUCUGUCAACAAGUCAAGUACAUUCUGUGAAAUUUGCCAAUUCACAAUUAAAGAACUUGACCGCUGGUUGCAGAUUAUUGGACGUAAAGGUCACUAUAGCAUAGAAGCAGCAGUGUCCAAAUCACUAAACUCUAUAUGUAACCCAAAUGACAACAAACUUAUGCAGGAUGACCCUUUAAGGCUAACAGCCUGCAAGGAGCUCUUAGCCAACCAUGGUGAUAUCUUUAAAGAAGCCUUUAUUGAACAUUAUGAGAGUGUUGAACCUGUCAGCUAUUUAAAACUCAUCCAAGAUGUGUGUUACAAGAAACUAGAACAGUGUCAACACAAUGAGGACCAAACCAAUGUGGAACCUGUCAAGUUUAAUGCUGAUAACCAAAUGGAAAUUGUUGAAACAAAAAACAUAAGAACCUUGCAGCCAACUGAAGAGCAGUGAUAAAACUCAUGGUUCCUUGAGUGUAGGAUUGGAAACUUACUGUAGAAUAGUAGAGACCAGUACAGUGCUUCUGGGAUGUUCAAGAUCUGGUCUAAACCCUGUUGCUACUCUUUGGCAAACAUUUUCAAAAUAUAUUUAAUCUCUCUGUAAUAAUUAUAUUGUCAUUUUUUAACAUCCACUUUUCCAUGCUUGCAUGGGUCAGACAGAAUUCAAGCUGAUUUUCUAUGGCCAGAUACCCCAUCAAGCAUUUCCACAGGAUUGGAGAUGAACAACACCACUUAUAAGACAGUAACACUGGUUUACAACUACAAUGCAAUGUCAAGACAAAGAGCCACAAACAUGAAUAUGACAGGCUGCUUUGAGUUUCUGCCAACCAAAUCCACUGAAAGAUUGGAUCAGUCUGGGCUAUUGUAGAAAACACUUGCCCAAAGUGCCACACAGUGGGAUUCAACUCAAACCAUGUUGUCAGGAAGCAAACUUCUCAACCACAGCUUAGUGGAUGCAGAUCAGUAGUCUAGCUUAUGUUGACUAUGUUUCACUCUGCAACCAUUAUCAUAGUUAUAAUGUCCACUUUCUCAGGUUUGUAUGGGUCAUACAAAAUUUGUUGAGACAGUUUCCAUGACCAAAUGCCCCUUCUGUUGCCAACAUGCAACUGUUUCUGAGCAAGGUAAUAUUUCACUGUGGCCAAACAUGUUUCUCAUAAGACUGGAAACAAAGGGUACUGCUUGUAUGACAGUGACACUCAUUUACAACUAUCAUGCUAUAUGACAAGGAAACACACUUGCAUACUUAUAUGGCAAGCUUCUUUGUUAAACUACAUUUUAGAACUUCAAUAUUCAUACACCUACUUUCACAUGUCAAAGACCUAAUUUACUUCUUCACUACCGUCCCAAGCUUUGUAAGGGAAGAUCAAUAGACAGCAAGAUUAUUCAGCCAUAAAAUAUUGCUUUCAACAAGUGGCCUGUCCAACCCUUGCUAAUUUUGAAAAAUGGACAUUGAAUAAACUAAGGAUUAACAGUUAAAUGAGGCAAAAUUUAAAACAUUCAUAAAAUUGCCAAUUGUAAUAUAUAUUUUGCCAUUAAUAAAUUUCACUCUGUAAAA